UUAUGAUAAACACUAUACGAAGUACUAAUAUACUCAUAUUAGUAUAGACGAACUCUCAAUUAAUUGACUAACUAAAUCAUAAAAGCUAUUACACAUCACAUAAUAAGUUUAUAAUGCAAAUUCAAACGGCGGUCUGUCCCUGGCGGCGUCUAGGGUUUUGAUUUUCCGGUGGGGUCUGUAGCACCUUUCUGCCGGUGGUAAGGUAGGGGUUUUUUCCCCAGGAUUUUGAAAGCUGUUUUUUCUUUUUGAGAUAGAACUUCAGGCGUUUUUUUUUUCGCCUCAGUUUUUCUGGAUUAGUGCGUACAAUCUUAGACAUGAGUGUUGUUAGUUGGAAUUAUCGAGGUUUGGGGAAUCUUGCUACGGUUCAGGUUUUGAUAGAUAUGGUAAGAUCAAGGAAUCCGUCAAUUGUUUUUUUGAUGGAAACAAAGGCCAAGAGACAGAGGUGUGAAGAAGGAAGGGAAGCGCUGGGUUUCAAGAAUUGUUUUGCAAUUAAAAGUAGUGGACAGAGUGGGGGUUUGUGUUUGCUAUGGAAGGAUGGGCUGAUUCUGGACAUCAAAAGCUCCUCUUCAUACUUCAUAGAUUGCAAGGUCAGAUUGGAAGCAGGUGAACCAGAAUGGCGCCUAACAGGAUACUAUGGUUUUCCAGAGAGGAGGCGUAGGAGAGAUUCAUGGAGGUUACUCAGGCAGUCAGUGAACAUAUCAAAUUCACCUUGGAUAAUCCUUGGGGACUUUAACAUUAUCGUGUUUGAGAACGAGUGACGAGGCAGGAUCCCGCAACCGCAAUGGCUACUAAGGGGAUUUUGUGAAUUUUGAAGGAUACCAAUGGACGUGGGAAGAGGGGCGAGGAACGGCAUGGUGGCUGGAGGAAAAACUAGAUCGCAUAUUAGCAAAUGAAGGUUGGUUGGAUCUUUUCGGAAGUGUUUAUGCCACGUCAGUUGAGGGCCCUUCAAGUGAUCAUAUGAUGUUAUUUAUGCGGGCUGCUACAAUGGGAUUCAAGGGGUGGUAGGAGAUAUUUUAAGUUUGAAAACAUUUGGCUCAAGGAGGAAGAGUGUCGGUUGGUAGUUCAAAAAGCAUGGUAGAAUCAAGUUAGUUCUAUGGGGCAGAAAUUAAUAGAGUGUUGCCAGGAUCUUGAAGUUUGGAGCAAAAAGACAAGAUUGGGUUUCCAAGCAAGAAUUGAUUUUCUAAAAAAGCGGUCGGCUUAUCUUCGAUCUGGGGGAGGACAAUGGAAUGCUGGAGAGUUUCACAAAGUCAAAGCGAGUUUGAUCAGUCUCCUUCACAGGCAAAACCUUUUUUGGAAACAAAGGGCUCAAAAUAUUUUCACCAGGCUGUUAAGCAACGAAGACGCAGGAACAAAUUAAAAGGAAUUCUUUCAGAAAAUGGAACGUGGAUAACGGAUAUGAAACAAAUGGGGCAUGUUAUUGUUAGUUCUUUUGGGGAACUGUUUACAUCCAACAGGGGCAGAUUAGAGCCAGGUUCGUUGCAAGGUUUGGCGCAAGUAUCUGGGCAGCAGAAUUUUGAUCUUUUGCGGCCUAUCACUGACAAGGAGGUUAAGAAGGCGGUGUUUGCAAUGCAUCCGGAUAAGGCUCCGGGGCCGGACGACCUAAGUAGCACGGAAACGAGAAACGAGAAAGGUGAAACGGAAAAUGGGAAACGCGAGAAACGUAAUUUCUUAAAAAUAUAGGACACGAAACGUAAUUAUAAAAUAUAAGGAUAUAUUUAUAAAUAUUUUUUAAUAUAUGUACACAAGUUUUUCCAUAUGCACAUGUUUUUUUUAAUAUAAUUUGUUUAGUAACCAAAUAAUAAAAUCACUCUACAUGUUCGAAUUUA
This is a messenger RNA of Cuscuta epithymum, 1826 nucleotides long. The record is from the annotation of a GenBank genome assembly. NCBI's taxonomy places the organism in Eukaryota, Viridiplantae, Streptophyta, Magnoliopsida, Solanales, Convolvulaceae.